AUGGCGGAAGGCUCCCAGGUCCCUUACACUGUGGACACUGAACCAGUCUUGAUGGCCUCCUUCCAGGUGUUCACGUUUGGGCACGUGAGCGUGGCACACCUCCUUUUGGAUCACGGGGCUGAUGUCAAUGCCCAGAACCGGCUGGGGGCCAGCGUGCUCACGGUGGCCUCUCGGGGCGGCCACCUGGGCGUGGUGAAGUUGCUCCUGGAAGCCGGUGCCUUCGUGGACCAUCACAACCCCUCAAGCGAGCAGCCAGGGGCUGGGGACAGCAGGGACGAGCGGCUGGACAUCACGGCCCUGAUGGCUGCCAUCCAGCACGGGCAUGAGGCCGUGGUGCGUCUGCUGAUGGAGUGGGGCGCAGACCCCAGCCACGCGGCCCGGACCGUGGGCUGGAGCCCGCUGAUGUUGGCAGCGCUCACUGGGAGGCUCGGCAUGGCCCAGCAGCUGGUGGAGAAGGGGGCCAACCCCGACCACCUCAGCGUGCUGGAGAAGACUGCCUUCGAGGUCGCACUGGACCGCAAGCACAGGGACCUUGCAGAUUACCUGGACCCACUGACCACUGUCAGGCCCAAGACAGAUGAGGAGAAAAGGCGACCUGAUAUUUUCCAUGCAUUGAAAAUGGGAAACUUCCAGCUGGUCAAAGAGAUUGCCGACGAAGACCCCACACACGUGAACCUGGUCAACGGGGACGGGGCAACACCCCUGAUGCUGGCCGCCGUCAUGGGACAGCUGCCUCUGGUGCAGCUGCUGGUGGAGAGGCGUGCCGAUGUCGACAAGCAGGACAGCGCGCACGGCUGGACGGCCCUCAUGCAGGCCACCUACCACGGGAAUAAGGAAAUUGUCAAAUACCUGCUAAACCAGGGAGCUGAUGUCACUCUUCGUGCAAAAAACGGGUACACGGCCUUUGACCUAGUGAUGCUGCUGAGUGAUCCUGACACGGAACUUGUUCGACUGCUGGCGUCUGUCUGCAUGCAGGUGAAUAAAGACAAAGGCCGGCCGGGCCACCCACCACCCCCGCCCCACUCGAGGGUGCGGCAGCCCUGGACUGUCCCUGUGCUACCCGAUGACAAAGGCGGGCUCAAGUCCUGGUGGAACCGGAUGUCCAAUCGAUUCCGGAAGCUCAAACUCAUGCAGACCCUGCCUCGUGGGCUGUCCAGCAACCAGCCGUUGCCCUUCUGUGACGAGCCGGAGCCAGCGCUGGACUCCACAAUGAGGGCGGCCCCCCAGGACAAGACAAGCCGCUCUGGGCUCCCCGAUGUGGCCCCCACAAUGAAAGACAAUGGUCCCGGGAGCACGAGAGGAGAGAAGGAGGAUGUGCUGCUGACAACCAUGCUUCGAAACGGAGCGCCCUUCACCAGACCGCCGAGCGACAAGCUGAAGGCUGUCAUCCCCCCUUUCUUACCCCCUUCCAGUUUUGAGCUGUGGAGCUCCGACCGGUCCCGGACGUGUCACACCGGGAAAGCAGACCCCAUGAAGACCGUGCUGCCCCAGAGAGCCAGCAGGGGCCACGCAGUGGGCGUGGGCGGCGGGAGCACAGACAGUGCUCCCGUCAGAGCAGUUAAAUUUCCAUCUCUCUCCAGAAGCCCCGCCUCUCCCACCAACUCUGGAAACUUCAACCACUCGCCUCAUUCCUCAGGCGGCUCCAGUGGGGUCGGGGGCGUGAGCAGGCAUGGCGGGGAGCUGCACAGCCGCUCCGGUGGCAGCGUAGACAGUGUCCUGUCCCAAAUCGCUGCCCAGAGGAAGAAGGCAGCUGGACUGUCGGAGCAGAAGGCCAGCCAUCGGUCAAGUCCCGUGGGGCCGGCGCUGGGCCCCAACCCGCCCGAGCUCCCGCUCUCCCCUGCAGGCAGUAGCCCCGGGGGCAAGAAACUGGAGACGAGCAAAAGGCCUCCGUCUGGAACUUCAACUACCUCCAAAAGCACCUCGCCCACCCUCACGCCCUCCCCGUCACCCAAAGGGCACGCGGCCGAGUCCUCGGUGUCCUCCUCCUCGUCCCACCGGCAGUCCAAGAGCAGCGGGGGCUCCAGCAGCGGCACCAUCACAGACGAGGAUGAACUGACUGGAAUCCUUAAGAAAUUAUCACUUGAGAAAUACCAGCCCAUUUUUGAGGAGCAAGAGGUGGACAUGGAGGCGUUCCUGACGCUCACCGAUGGCGACCUGAAGGAGCUGGGUAUUAAGACAGAUGGAUCCAGGCAGCAGAUUCUGGCAGCCAUUUCUGAACUGAAUGCGGGCAAGGGACGCGAGAGACAGAUUUUGCAGGAAACUAUCCACAACUUCCAUUCUUCCUUUGAGAGCAGCGCCAGCAACACCAGGGCCCCUGGAAACAAUCCCUGUGCUUGAUCCUCCUUCCUGUGGUCUCUGGACCCCAGUGCUGCCGUGCACAACCCGUGCUCCAGCCACCGCCAGCUCUCCCAGGUGCCUGAGACACACCUUGCUCUGUCACACCACCGUGCCUUGUCACGUUGUUCCCUCUGCCUGGGACGCCCGGCCCUCCCUCCCCUGCUGGAGUCGGUGGUGCUUGUUGCUGUGACAAACUCCAACAAGCAAGACAGUCUCACCUGAGGCCCAGUCAGGCUGCUCCCGCUUGGUGGGUGGUUUCAACAGGGAUCCGGGGACCCAGCUCCUUUCAUCUUGUGGCCCUGCCGUCCCGGAGGCCUCAGGCUUUGCUUCUGGCUGGCAGGAGGGGAAAGGGAUGGCGGAGAAGGCCCAGCCACUCCUUAACUGCCUGCUCUUAACUGCUCACAUUUCAUUUUCUCCGCGUGCACACAGUCCAUUGGCCACUGGUAGUCACAUGGCCUCACCUGGAUGCAAAGGAGUCUGGGAAGUGUAGUCUCUGUUCAGGUAGGCUUCCCAGCAGCCACUCUAAACUUCCAUGGGGUAGCACAUAUUUCGGUGGAAGACUGGCCUUCCCUGUCACAUCUUCCCUUCAAACUGCUACCUUGUCCGUCACGGUGCAAGUCACCUGUCAGAUGAAGCCUUUCUGGACUCGCUACACAGAGCUGACCCUUCCAGCCGCCGGAGGCCCUCACUGCUCUGUGUAUCACUCUGCUCUAACAUGUCACUGCCCCUGCCGUGCACAACAUACGGCAGGUGUCAGGAUGUGUAUGUCAAGUGCGUUUUUCUUUAUUGCAAAGGCAGCCUUUUAUAUAGGAAAAAAGAUGAGGCCCACUGUGUGAUCUUUCUGGCCGUCAGUUUCGUCAUCUGCCAGAUGGGGGUUCAGGCUGGAUGAUGCUCUGAUAACCCCACGCUGCCGCCCCCAUAUCACUGUAGGGCUUUCUGCUCUUUAAGGGAGAGCAGAAGACCUAAUCUAUUACGUUGUGGAAGGACUUCAGUGCUCACAUUUUCAAGGCAAAGAAGCAGAGGAUUUGGAGUUUCUCCUAGGCCCCGUUAAUGCUGUGUUCCUCAGAAGGGAAUCGGCCUGUGUAGUUUUCUACUGUGUCAUAUUAUAUUGGAUGAGCUCUGACUUUUAAAAUCCAGAGGCUUUCUGCAAUGUUUUCAAGCAAGCGGUUCAUCCGGCCCACAUUUGCUGCAUUUCCGCCGUGUGCUGGGGUUCAGAGACGAGCCAGAGCUGGUUCCCGCCCUUGAGACGUCUGCAGGCAAGAGAAGCCUGAGUGGACAGCCAGCCUCGAGGGGCAGGUGUGCAGUGGAAAGAGCGUGCGCUCUGGACUCAGCUCAGAGUUCACACCCAGCCCCGGCCUCCAGCUGUGAGGCGGGGCAGCCGCGUUGCCCAGAGCCCCGUCGUGGUCUCCCUCCACCUGUCCAUCCAAGGGGUGCUAUUCUCUCUUCAUCCCCGCCGUCCCACCUGUAGAAGGUCUCUCCUCAUGACUGGAGAGCAGAGGUUUUAUUUUAGCCGUCACUGAUAGACGUCUUGAUAAGCGUUCCUCGUGUCCUGGGCUUCUCUCGGGAGGGUCGUUGGGCACCUGCUGUGUGCGGCAGCUUGACCUCAGUGUCAGCCGUCCUGCCCCCCACCCUGGAGGCUGGCACAGCUUAGCCUCACCCUGCGGGUCGGGGGACGGACGUGGAGGAGUGAAGCCGUGUGCCAGUUGCACAGCCCGAGAGGAGCGGAGCUGGCCCAGGACGCAUCUGGGGCCUCCAGAGCCCGUCCCUUUUCCUCUGACUCCCGUGGGCUCCUGGAGCCCGGAGCCCCAGGCAUUCUCGCUGUUUUAACGUACCCAUGUCUCCAGGGUUAUUGAUCGGCCUAGAGUUGUUUGCCCUGAAAUACACAGCCCCCGAGUUCUGUGCUUGAGGUUUUGUGCCUGCUGUGGGCUGUCGUCCUGUUCUUUUCAUAAACCCUGUGUUCAUCCACUCGGGUAGGUCUGAGGGAGCACCCACGAUCCACAGGGGCUGUGCUGGGGCUCAGCUCCCCGUAAACGCAGGCCCCCCUGCCAUCUGGUCUGAGGCCGCAGUGGAGCAGGGCUCCUUGGUCCAUCUUGCAGAUGGGAAAGCAGGCUCAGGACGGUGCCUCUCGUCUUUUCACUGGACUCAGAUCGUUCUAGGCUUUUUCUCCCGGGCAGUUCAUGUGCUGGCUGGCGAUAGCCCUGGCUCCCUUUCUGGGCCAUGAUCACCCCAUUCCUGGUGACCCUUCUCACCCCACGUGUGGCUGCAGCCUGCCACCAGGAGGCAGUUCCCCUCCACAGUGUGUCCCGUGCCCAGUGACCUUCACCAGUGUUUCCCAAGGUGUGUUCUUUGGAACCCCACUUCCGCAGGAUGUUAGUAGGUUUUCAAAUGGAAAAAUAAAGGGGGGGUGUGUGUGAAAGUGGGGUGAGGCUCUGUGGUCUAACGGGUUUGGCAGACACUGGGUUAAGGCCAGGUACGUGACUGUCUGCAGCAGGACAUCUCAGAGCCUUUAGUGUGCCAGUGUGCGGCCACUUCAGAGGGGCUGUGUGGCUGGAGCCUUCCCACACGUCUCAUCGUAGAACGCUGCUGCACGGCACUCUCGCCAGACGGGGCAUCCCGGGACACUGUCAGGAGAACCCUGCUUUGACUGGGACAGCGGCAGCCAUGAGGCCUCAUGGCCCCUGGGAGUGGGGUGAGGGGCGCCCAAGGGCUUCAGCUGGGGCAGGGGUCUCCCCAGUGGCUCUCUGCAGAGGUGGCCUGCUGGAUGGUGGGACAUGGAGGUAAGGGGGUCCCUCAGAGGUCUCUCCAUCCUGGGGUCUCCUGCAGGGUCGUGGGCGUUGCCUGCCUGGCGUGUGCUGGUGUUGGACCCGGCCCGCACGGCCAGGGGAGGCUCCUGCCUCAGGGCUCCAGCGCCAGGCCGGCCUGUUUACAGGGAGAGUGUUUGCUUUUCCUUCUUCCGUUUCUCUGAGCGGUGGCUGAGCGUCUGCCCUGUGCCUGCCCCGCCUGGGCCGUGGGUCGAGAGGAAGAAGCGCCAUGUCAGCCUCAGGGAACCCACAGCAUCUCAGAGGAGACAAGCAUGUGGAUAAACACACUGGCGCUGUGGGGAGGCUUGUAGUGAGGGCGUGCUGGGGGCAUGGCUCCGAGGACGUCGCCCACGUCGGCUCUGGUUCGGCCUGGACAGGCCCGUAGGAGAGACCAGAGCUUGAACCGGGUCUGAAAGGGGGUUGGCACAGCUCGCAGGGGUGAUGAGAAAGGGCACCCCAGGUGGGGCAGCCUGGGUGAAGGCAGGGGACAUGUAACAUUUGUCAACUGAAUAUCACCAGCGGGGGUCAGACACCUGCUUUUUCAAUUUUUAUUCCUUGCCUUUGAAUGUGUGGAAAGAGUCUGCUCCCUGGAAAGAGCACUGAGUCUGGAGUCAGCCCCAGCGCUGGUCUUUGGCUCAGCCACUUCUUAACGGGCAAUGGGGGCCCAUUUCUUCCUCUCCUUGAGCCUCAGUUUCCUUUUUGGUUGCAAGGGAAUAGCACUAACCAAGGAGCUGAGGAUCAGUGGAGGUAAGAAAUCCCCUUUCACACGGUGUGGAGCUGGGGAGAUGUGAGGAACCUCCAGUUGCCCGUUUGAAAUCCUCUCUCUGUCAUUGUCCCCUGGGCUCCCCAUCUGCUCCCGCCUCCCACUUGCCCCAGUGUAGCUGCGGCUAGGGGAGCCAGGCCAGAACAGCCUCCAGCCAGAGGGAGCAGCAGCUUCGACGGCCCUGUUGGCGUGGGAGCCCUGAGGAAGCAAGGGUGGGUGGGGAUCCCCACCCUCCAGCUGCGUCUGGCCUCUGGGUGCUUGUCACUGGGACGGGAUCCCAGCAAGGUGGGCAGAGAGAAGAGAAAGGCCUUGCAGCCGAACCACAGGAGCUGAUCCAGGAGGCAGGAACCCCUCCAGUCUGCUCUUGCCUUGAAGCUGCCCGAAGACACUGCCUGCGGGACCAGCCUGGGCCAGACGCUGGACAUCUCUGCUGACCUCUGCCACCAAGUCAGCGCCUCGUAGAGGCCUGGGAGCCUUCCUGGGAAGAUCUGCAGCCCAGACUGAAGGUGUGCAGCCCUCUCCACGCCCUCUGUCCGUGUCGUUCCCAGCGAGAUAACCACGUCUUAUUAGCCAGUCCCUGUUCAGCGUGGAGGGAGACCCGGCGCUUUGCCUGAUAGAGUCGGUACCAAAUUCUUCUGCAGGGUCGGCCAGGCAUGUGAAUCUCCUCCCUCAGGGAGAUGCACAGAGUCACCUCCCCUGGGGGAGUGCUCCCUGGGUAUUUCUGGGGGACUUGCCAGGCUGCCCGCUGGCCUGAGGGGCCCCUGCUCCUCCAUAACAUGCAGCCUAGGAGGGGGUCGGACCUGGCCUGAAAGUCCCGCCCCUUGGCUGAGAAACCAGUCCCUGUAGACAGACAGUGAUUCGCCACAGCUGGGGGACGACAGCGGGAAAUCAGCAGCAUCGCCGGUGGUGGGAGAGAGCAGAAAGCCCGUUCGCUUGUCUUCAGUCUCCCUCCUGAGGCAGAGACCACAUCCUCCUGCCACCCAGGGUGCCCUCUCCAGGGCCCCGCCCCAGGGGUGAGCCAGCACCUGUCCGUGUCAGGUCCGCCCAGGUCUCCAGCUUCUAUCGGAGCCGCCUCACUAGGGCUCACAGACCCGGGCACGGCCAUUGUCCUCUUUAGGGAGACCUUGUCCACCCUCCAGGCUGCUGGGGCAGAGUGCCGCCGUGCCCCCAUCCUUUGCAGGGGCCCUCUAUCCUUCGGUGGGAGACCAGGUGCCACCGUUGCAGCCCUGCAAGAGCGGAUUUCCCUGUUCCUCACCGUCAGAUUCUUCUUUUUAUUAUUAUUUGAUGGUUAUUUCCAAGCAGGCACUUGAUUCUUUGGAGGAUUUUUGUUUGCCAAACAUAUAUUAAAUAAUGGUGAAUUUUC
This is a messenger RNA of Equus quagga, 7264 nucleotides long. RefSeq names its product ankyrin repeat and sterile alpha motif domain containing 6 (gene ANKS6). NCBI's taxonomy places the organism in Eukaryota, Metazoa, Chordata, Mammalia, Perissodactyla, Equidae. Gene Ontology annotation, molecular function: protein binding. The record is from RefSeq and is a predicted model, not a curated record. Gene Ontology annotation, cellular component: cytoplasm. Bases 1 to 2337 code for a protein of 778 amino acids. The transcript is spliced from 15 exons. Gene Ontology annotation, biological process: innate immune response.